AUGUCUAAGCCUGCAAUCGGUUUUGUUGGCCUGGGAGCCAUGGGUUUCGGCAUGGCCACGCACCUCGUGAAAGAAGGAUACUCCGUUCACGGAUUUGACGUGUUCCCCGCAUUAAUCGAGAAAUUCACGGCCGCCGGUGGUACUCCUGCCUCUUCAUUGCGGGAAUCAGCAAGCGGGAAGCAGUACUAUAUUUGCAUGGUUGCUUCAGCCCCGCAAGUCCAGUCUGUCUUAUUCGGCGAGGGCGGAAUUGUUGCCGGUCUCCCUCGAAACGCAACUCUCAUCCUGUGCUCCACAGUUUCAGCUUCAGAUGCGCGGUCUGUCGCCGGGAGUCUUGCUCGUCGCGGCCGCGGAGAUAUUCACUUCAUUGAUGCUCCAGUUUCAGGUGGUGCGCUGCGCGCUGCAAAGGGAACGCUAUCCAUUAUGGCCGGUGCAGACGAUGCCGCUCUCGAAAGCGGCCGGUUCCUCCUAGAAGCCAUGUCCGACAGGAACAAGUUGUACCUGGUACCCGGCGGCAUUGGCGCAGGAAGCAACAUGAAGAUGGUUCACCAGGUUCUUGCGGCAAUUCAUAUUCUCGGUGCGAGCGAAGCGAUGGGAUUUGCAGCCCGUCUUGGCUUGCAUGCCGAUACAGCUGCGGAGGCAAUUAAGGAUUCUAGCGCGUGGACGUGGAUGCACGAGAACCGCGUGGAGCGUAUGAUGGAAGAGGAUUGGACGCCCGGUGCUAGUGCACUUACUAUUAUUCUUAAGGAUGUUGGAAUUAUUACCACCGCUGCUCGCGAGUACCAAUUUCCGACCCCUCUUUGCUCCACAGCUGAGCAGGUCUACCUUGGAGCUCUUCUGCAAGGAUAUGGUCCCAUUGACGACUCUGCUAUGGUUCGCCAAUACUUCCAAACGCCUAUCAGGGAUGUGUCAAAUCACCUGGAUUUGUCCGAGGAGAUCGAGUUGCGACAGUAUGUUUUGGAUAUGAUGGAGGUGACAAACCUUGUUGCUACGGCCGAGGCUGUUGCAUUUGCACGUUUCCUCAAGGUAGACCUUGAACAAUUCUAUAGGCUUGUCAGCGAUGCUGCGGGCUCUAGCCGACAAUUCAUGAUAAGAGGGUUGGAAAUGAUCGAGGGGCAGAUUGAUCUACUCCCUGGAACAGAAACGAUUGAUGAUGCCAUCUUACGGUUAGAAAGGUCUGUGCAAAAGGCAAGAGAUAUUCAUUGCCCAUUGCACCUUGGAAAUGCGGCUCUCAAUACGUUAUUCUUGGCUCAACGGGCAGGUUUCAGCGGUGAAAGCAGUAUUAGUGUUAUGCAGAUUUAUGGAACUGGC
This is a messenger RNA of Penicillium verhagenii, 1308 nucleotides long. RefSeq lists its product as uncharacterized. The transcript is spliced from 3 exons. The record is from RefSeq and is a predicted model, not a curated record. The annotation marks the transcript as partial. NCBI's taxonomy places the organism in Eukaryota, Fungi, Ascomycota, Eurotiomycetes, Eurotiales, Aspergillaceae. Gene Ontology annotation, molecular function: NADP binding; oxidoreductase activity; NAD binding.